CGGAGUAAAUAAGAAAGAGAAAGAGAGAGAUCUUAGUCUCCGAGUUUUGGGAAAUUGGGGAGGGAUGGAAAAUACUCCCAAUUUCCACGGCUGCUUCCUGCUGAUUCUCUGCCUCCCGGCGGUGCUACUCUCAAUAAUAAUCAACGCCGCCCCCGACACCAUUACCCCAACUCAACCCUUAACCUCCUCCAGCACCUUAGUUUCCGCCGCCGGCAAAUUUGAGUUGGGUUUCUUCUCCCCGGGCAACUCAGGUAAGCUCUAUGUAGGCGUCUGGUACAAAGACAUCCUCCCCGUCAAAACUAUUGCAUGGGUUCUCAACAGAGACAACCCACUAGACAAUUCUUCCUUACCAUCUGCCCUCCUCCAAAUCGCCGCCGACGGCAACCUUGUCCUCACCCUCAACAAUUCAUCCAACCCCCCCUUAUGGUCAUCCAACUCCACUACCUCAACCGCCAACACCGUGGCUCAGUUGCUAGACUCGGGAAACCUCGUUCUCCGACCAAAUAAUAAUGUCGAUCCAACAUCGGAGUUUAAUUAUAUCUGGCAGGGAUUCGACCAUCCAACUGACACCCUUCUUCCGGGAAUGAAACUCGGAUGGGAUUUACAAACAGGCCUUAAUCGAUUCCCAACAUCUUGGAAAUCCCCCGACGAUCCUUCAACUGGAGAUUUCUCUUUCAAGCUAGACAUCAACGGAUCUCCCGAAGCUUUCCUAUGGAAUAAACAGCAACGGAGGAUUUAUCGAAGCGGACCCUGGAAUGGAGAGGGAUUCAACGGCGUUCCUGGUAUGAAACCCAGCACUAUAAUUAACUUUAACUUUGUCAGGAAUUCAACCGAGGUCGCGUAUUCAUUCUUACUACUAAACCAGUCUCUCUACUCCCGAUUAACCGUGACUCCUACCGGAAUCCUGCGACGGUUUGCCUGGAUUGACAACACCGCCGCGUGGAAACUAUUCUGGUACGCUCCGGCGGAUCAAUGCGACAACUAUAUGGAAUGUGGGGUGUACGGGAUCUGCGACACGAGCACUUCUCCGGUAUGUAAUUGUCCGAAGGGAUUCAGGCCGAAAAACUAUCAGGCCUGGAAUUUAAGAGAUGGGUCGGAUGGGUGUUAUAGAAAAGAUGGAUUGAAUUGUCCGGAUGAUGGGUUUUUGUUGUUGAAUAAUAUGAAGAUGCCGGAUACUUCUGCCACUUACGUUAACGAUAAGAUGAGCCUGGCGGAAUGCGACGCCGCUUGCCGGAAGAAUUGCUCGUGUAUGGCCUACGCUAAUACGGAUAUUCGAUUUAACGGGUCGGGUUGUGCAAUGUGGACUGGAGAUCUGCUCGAUAUGAGGAUGUACGCGUCAUCGGAAGGCGGUCAGGCUUUGUAUCUCAGAGUUUCGGCUUCCGACGUAGAACAAUCAAACAAUACAAUUACCACGCAAAUUCACAAUAAACGAAAAACCAUCCUCGUUGUGAGCUUGUCGGUUGGUUUUGGUGUUGUAUUGGUGGGACUCCUUUUCAUGUGUUUAAUAUGGAAGAGAAGAAAGGCUAAAAAAGAAGAAAGGAAAGACAUGAUUUCAGAUGCUAGAGAAAGGAGAUCAGGUCCUCGUGAAAGAAGUCAAGAUAUGUUGAAUUCCGAAGGCGUGAUGGUGAGCAAGAGGGAGUACUCGGCUGAUGAAAAUACUACUCACGAACUAGACCUUCCAUUUUUUGAUUUUGGAACCAUUACAACCGCCACAAACAAUUAUUCCGAUGCAAAUAAACUCGGGCAGGGUGGUUUUGGAUGUGUCUACAAGGGUAUGUUGGUGGAAGGCCAAACCAUUGCGGUUAAAAGGCUGUCCAAGAACUCGGGACAAGGAGUAGAAGAAUUCAAGAACGAAAUGAGGCUGAUAGCCCGACUUCAACACAGAAACCUUGUGCGCCUCCUUGGUUGCUGCGUCUACAUGGAAGAGAAGAUGUUGAUAUACGAAUUCAUGGAGAACAAAAGCCUAGACUCUAUUCUAUUCAAUAAAGAGAGGUGUUCUUUGUUGGAUUGGAAAAGACGAUUUGAUAUCAUUUGUGGAAUCGCGAGAGGACUUCUUUAUCUUCACCAAGAUUCAAGGUUUAGGAUCAUUCACAGGGAUCUCAAAGCUAGCAAUAUAUUGCUCGAUAAAGAAAUGAACCCGAAAAUAUCAGACUUUGGCAUGGCGAGAAUAUUUGGCACAGAUCAAACUGAGGCCAAUACAAGGAGAGUGGUCGGAACAUACGGUUACAUGUCACCGGAAUAUGCAAUGGAUGGUCUUUUCUCAAUCAAAUCAGAUGUCUUCAGUUUCGGUGUUCUUGUACUUGAGAUAAUAAGUGGAAAAAAGAACCGAGGAUUCUACACUGCGAACCAGCAACUUAACCUCCUUGGACAUGCAUGGAGGCUAUGGAGAGAAGGGAAGGGGAUGGAACUGCUGGAUCCAUCGGCUGGAAGUUCAUAUUCGUCGCAAAUGGUAUCGAGAUGCAUUCAAGUGGGGCUGCUAUGCGUGCAGGAGCGAGCGGAGGACAGGCCAACAAUGGCUAACGUUGUUUUGAUGUUGAGCAGUGAGAGUAUGUUGUUGUCUCAGCCGAGACAUCCAGGUUUUUGUUUGGGAAGACACCAUGGGACUGAAAAUGAUACAUCCUCAAGUAUGAUUGAUGAAUCUGCCACCAUCAAUAAUGUCACUGUUACAAUCCUAGAUGGGAGGUAGUAGUAAUAUGUAGUAGUUUGAUGAUCAAAUAAAUAAUUCCAAAACAAUAAAGUGUAUAGUGUUACUUACAUAUAUGGGUUUCUUAUUAUAAU
This is a messenger RNA of Impatiens glandulifera, 2778 nucleotides long. Its product is annotated as receptor-like serine/threonine-protein kinase SD1-8. Gene Ontology annotation, molecular function: ATP binding; protein serine/threonine kinase activity. Gene Ontology annotation, biological process: recognition of pollen; protein phosphorylation. Lineage: Eukaryota; Viridiplantae; Streptophyta; Magnoliopsida; Ericales; Balsaminaceae. The coding region runs from base 65 to 2686 and encodes 873 amino acids. The transcript is spliced from 7 exons. The record is from RefSeq and is a predicted model, not a curated record.